UCAAAUAAAAGAAAAAGUAAGGUCUUCUCCAAGUCUUUCAAAUUCCGAGACGAGAAUUUGAUUCGACACUGCUGCCCAUAACCAUACGAAGACGCUGAAGCUCAAGAUGGGCUUACUGGGUCUCGUUGGAUUUGCGCUCCAAUGCAUUCAUGUUCUUGCAUGGCCUCUCUUUGCUCUGGUCUAUCCUCUGUGUUCUUCCAUUAGAGCAAUCGAGACAGAUUCCAUUACAGAUACUCACAAGAUAAAUACGUAUUGGGUCGUCUUCUCAUUGAUCUUGCUAUUUGAACAUGCUUUUAUGAAGCUCCUUGAAUGGUUCCUGCUCUGGCCAUACAUUAGGCUACUGAUUGUCUUCUUUUUGGUGAUGCCACAUUUUGAUGGUGCCUUAUAUGUCUAUAAACACCUUAUCUUUCCUUGCCUCUCCGUGGAUCCCCAAAUUGUUAUCAACUUGUUCAACAAGCGGAAGGAGUCCCUUGCGAGAGAUAACUUUCUCUCUGAGGUUGAGAGAUAUGUCAAGGAGAAUGGACCUGAAGAUUUGGAAAAAUAUAUUGCUUGCAAGUCAACGAGGACAAAUCUCAACGUAAAAGAGUUCAAUGCAGUUUCAUCCAUGGAUAAUGAAGCGUCAAAAUCCAUAACGCCAAAUGGUGGACAGAAUGAUAUCAAAGCUGUGCAGGUAAUGGUGAAAAAGAAGGAAACAACUGCUAGCCAAGUUAGUCAGGCAGAGUCUAAUCUCACUGUGAAUGAAGAUAAAUUUUCUUCUAGGAAGACGAAUGAAAAAGCCAUUGAGGCUGCAGCCGACAGAGAAAUUCUGAAUACUCCACCUCCAAGGAAAGUCCAGAAGGAGUGGACCACAGUCAAUCCGCUACCAACUCAAACUGAUGCAACUUUUAAUUCCCCUCUCGGUGAUAAUAAACACAAGGCUACAUACGAGGCACUGAAGAUAAAGAAUGAGGGAGAGCCGAAGUUCACUGGGCCUGAAAACCGUACUGUUGCAGCCAUGGAAAUAUAUGAAAAGCCGGAUGAAGUUGGAACAGCUAUAGAAGAUCCAGAGCCUCCUAAAGAAGUCCAGAAAGAGUGGACUUGUGCUCUCUGUCAGGUAACUACUGCAUGUGAAAGAACUAUGAAUUCCCACCUGCAAGGGAGAAAACACAAGGCAGCAUAUGAGGCACUGAAAGCAGGGAACCAGGCAUUUGUGCCCAAGAUUGCCCCAGCUUCAACUGCAAAAACAUCCAAUCAACCAAAUAAGGAGCCAGGAAAGAGUAUUCGGAGCAGUGGAUCAAAACAAAAAGUUACUGUAAAUGAAAAUGUGCAAGGCCAGAAAAAUAGUAGUCCUGCUCCAAUCACAAAGCACUAUAAACCGAAAGAGCAGCUAGCAGAUGGUGUAUCCAGCAAUGGCCAGAAAGGGAAAAUUGCUAUACACGUCGAGAAGGUACAAAGUCAACAACCAAAGCCAAAUGAAGUUCCAAGGGUGAAGAGUUCUCCUAUGCGGUGCGAAAUUUGUGGCGUAUGCUGUUCUGAUGAGAUUGACUUGAUGUCUCAUCUCAACGGAAAAAAACACAAGGAAAAUGUGCAAGAGUACCUAAUCAGGGUUGCAAGGAUGAAAAAGCCUAGGGUCCUAGCUUUGUGAUACCGAAACUGGUGAGUUUGACAUUACUGGUGAGUUUGACAUCUGUGAGCCCCCGAAAAUUUUGUUUAAUUUUUAGAAGGUAUUUUUUGUCAAUAAGAUUUUCGCAAGGUGAUUUAAGUGAAGAAAUCGAUUUUGGAAAUUGUUUUGGUGUCGAGACCACCUACUGGGUCGACAAUUUAAGUUUGGGCCAAAGUCCUUUCAUUUGGGCCUGGAAGGUACUAAAGUUCAUUGCAGCAAAAAGAUCGCCGAAGCAAAUUUGAAAUGAGAACAUUUUAACUUCGUACUUUUUCUUGUUAUUUUAAUUUGUCGCAUAACGUAUGAAAUUACGUAUUCGUAAUGUACGAAUGUAUUCGAGAUCAGAUUAAGAUUA
Molecule: messenger RNA, 1994 nt
Organism: Rosa rugosa (rugosa rose)
Lineage: Eukaryota; Viridiplantae; Streptophyta; Magnoliopsida; Rosales; Rosaceae
Exons: 7
Coding region: 107-1624 (505 amino acids)
Molecular function (GO): zinc ion binding; nucleic acid binding
Source: RefSeq, a predicted model, not a curated record